Molecule: messenger RNA, 1660 nt
Organism: Rhinopithecus roxellana (golden snub-nosed monkey)
Lineage: Eukaryota; Metazoa; Chordata; Mammalia; Primates; Cercopithecidae
Gene: HYLS1
Product: HYLS1 centriolar and ciliogenesis associated
Exons: 2
Coding region: 173-1288 (371 amino acids)
Biological process (GO): cilium assembly
Cellular component (GO): non-motile cilium; centriole
Source: RefSeq, a predicted model, not a curated record
UAACGGCAGGCUCGGCGUGUUGCGGGGGAAGUGCGCCUGCGCCAGCUACGUGAACGCUAACAGAAUCUGCGGUGCUCUGCUGGCGGCGGGCAGGACGCGGUGUAGAGAGUGGACUUCGGGGACGCGGGACCUGAAGAUGGCAAGACAGUAGAAAGCAGGAGUAAGAGUGGAAAUGAAAGCAGGUAAUAGGUUGCCUAGAACUGAGUUAAGGCCCCUCUACACUGCUCUGCUGCUACCCUGUAUUGAAUUUACGCUUGCCUUAGCCAUUCUUUCUCCACUUGACUGCUAUAAAAUAGAAGAGAAUGAGCAAUUUAUGAGCUGGGUAUUUAUUAUCAGAAAGCUGACCAAUGUUAUCUCUUGCAGAAGGUCCGACAGUGUAGGGGAAGCAAUGGAAGAACUUCUACCUGAUGGACAAAUGUGGGCUAAUAUGGAUCCAGAAGAACGAAUGUUGGCAGCUGCUACAGCUUUUACCCACAUCUGUGCAGGGCAGGGUGAAGGAGAUGUUAGGAGAGAAGCCCAAUCUAUCCAAUAUGAUCCCUAUAGUAAAGCUUCAAUAGCCCCAGGAAAGCGACCUGCUCUUCCUGUGCAACUACAGUACCCACAUGUAGAAAGUAAUGUCACUUCAGAAACAGUCUCUGAGGCCUCCCAAAGACUCCGAAAGCCAGUGAUGAAGAGAAAGGUGCUGCGUAGAAAGCCAGAUGGGGAAGUAUUAGUAACAGAUGAGUCGAUUAUCAGUGAAUCAGAAUCUGGUACAGAAAAUGAUCAGGGUCUCUGGGACUUAAGACAAAGGCUGAUGAAUGUGCAGUUCCAGGAAGACAAGGAAUCUUCAUUUGAUAUUUCACAAAAAUUUAAUCCACCACAUGAAUACCAAGGAAUUUCUCAAGAUCAGUUCAUUUGCUCUCUACAAAGAGAAGGAAUGGGCUCUCCAGCUUACGAACAAGACCUGAUUGUUGCCAGCAGACCCAAGUCCUUUAUUCUCCCAAAGCUGGACCAGUUAAGCCGAAACCGGGGCAAGACAGACCGGGUAGCCCGGUAUUUUGAGUACAAACGGGACUGGGACUCAAUACGUUUACCUGGUGAAGAUCAUAGGAAGGAAUUACGCUGGGGCGUCCGAGAGCAGAUGCUUUGUCGAGCAGAACCCCAAUCCAAACCUCAGCACAUAUAUGUCCCAAACAAUUAUCUAGUACCAACAGAGAAGAAAAGGUCUGCACUCCGUUGGGGUGUUCGUUGUGACCUUGCAAAUGGUGUCAUACCCAGGAAGCUUCCCUUGCCUCUUUCUCCUUCUUAAGUCUUUUUAAACUUCUUUCACAGGAUUGUUUGAGAUAACCCAGCUCUUUAUAUCUUUCCUUUUAAAUAGAAACAAUUGUCUUGAAAAGCUCUUAGACACAUCUUACGAUAAGGACUUCACCUAUCAUUGGUCUUUCCUAGCUAUAUAUCACAUUGGUAUCAGAUAAUACUUCCAAAUUGCCACUCAAAUCCAGCAGUUGCAAGAUAAAUCAUCAGAAAGAACAACAGACCUGGUCUUCCUAUUUUGUCAAAUUAGUAAGGGCCCUUUGUGUCCUGUAACCUUUUUUUACCUAUCAUUGUGAGUUGCUGUGCUUUAAUGUGUGUUUUUUAAGUUGCUGGGCAUUACACUUAUCAAUUAAAGUAUUUUGGAAAU